GAAACAGAAGUUGUAACAGUUGGGAGUGGAUAUUGGGGAUUGGAGGUAGAGAAGAGAAGAUAAGAGAAUGAUUUCAUCAUUAUCAUUAUUAUGUAGCUGUAGUAUGAUUACAACGCGAUUCAAAUGGAGGGCGAGGGCUUUCCAAAAAAGCCCUAAUGUUGAAACUACGCUCAAGGUGCUCCAGUGGGACUCGCUCUGCGAUUCCGUCGCUUCAUUUUCCGGCACCUCCUUCGGCCGCCAAGCCACCAAGGCAGAGUUAUGGCGUUUGGAUCAGUCAUACCAACAGAGUUUGAGGCUGUUGGAAGAGACUAACGCUGCCGUUGAAAUGCACAAACACGGUGGCUGUGUCAUGGAUUUCACCUCCAUCGAUCUCGCGUUGGUCAAGUCUGCAAUACAGCAUGCUCACAGGGGCUUUCCUCUUGAUGGAGUCGAAGCAAUAGCCCUUGCAGCCAUGCUACACUUGGCUGACUCAUUGCAGGUUACUCUUAAAGAGGCAAUAAAGGAAGACUCAGACUGGCUACAGCGUUUCAUGCCUGUUGCUGAAAUGAUCAUGGAUAUGCCUGUUAGUCACCCACUCAUAAAGUUCAUACAAAAACUUGUAGACGAAGAUGGCUCUGUAAAAGAUUCUGCGAGUCCUGCCUUGAAACGAUCUCGUGAACAAGUGCGGUUGCUUGAAAGAAAGUUAUACCAGUUGAUGGAAAGUCUAAUCAGUAAGGAGAUGAAAGAAACAUCAUCUGUGGAAGUAAGCAACACUGAUGGAAGAUGGUGUAUAAAAUCCGGAACUGACAUAAAAAAAAGCUUUGACGGUCUAUUGUUAUCAAGUGGUUCAGGCACAGGAAGCCUUGUGGAACCACUUUCUGCUGUUCCAUUGAAUGAUGAGUUGCAACAGGCAAGAGCUUCGGUAACCAAGGCUGAGGCUGAUGUGCUUUUGCAAAUAACACACAAGAUGCAAACAGAUAUUGAGGACAUUGAAAAUCUGUUCAAUGCGAUAAUCCAAUUAGAUGUGAUCAAUGCUCGGGCGACAUAUAGUAUUUCAUUUGGUGGCACUUAUCCGGAUCUAAUUUUAUCCUCUGAGGAACAAGCGAAAUGGAAAUUGUUUCUGCCAAAAGCUUAUCAUCCUUUGUUACUUCAACAACACCGACAAAAAUUGCACAAUGCUAUGAAGGAUGUCAGUGAAGCUACUGCUGAAAUUAGAAGGAGAAGGCAGCAGGUAGGGAUUGCCACUCAGAGAGAGGAAGAAACAUAUGCAAGGCUCUCCUCUUUAGAAAGCCAGGUUGCAACAUUAAAACAAUCGUCCCCUGUUCCUGUAGAUAUAUGUGUUGCGCAGAAAACAAGAGUUCUGGUCAUAACUGGCCCAAACACUGGGGGAAAGACCAUUUUAUUAAAGACAGUAGGGUUGGCUGCUAUGAUGGCAAAAUCAGGACUUUUUGUGCUGUCAUCUGAACCUGUGAGGAUGCCAUGGUUUGAUUAUGUGUUUGCGGAUAUCGGUGAUGAACAAUCCCUGUCUCAGUCUUUGUCUACCUUUUCCGGCCAUUUGAAACAAACUAGUGACAUACUCUCAAGUUCAUCAAGUCGGUCAUUAGUGCUCUUAGAUGAGGUUGGUGCUGGUACAAAUCCUCUAGAAGGAGCCGCUUUGGGAAUGUCACUCCUGGAAUGCUUUGCUGAAUCUGGAGCAUUGCUCACAAUGGCUACCACCCAUCAUGGUGAACUUAAAACCCUCAAGUACAGCAACGAUGCGUUUGACAAUGCAUGCAUGGAGUUUGAUGAAGCCAACCUGAAACCCACAUACAGAGUUCUUUGGGGAAUUCCAGGGCGGUCUAAUGCAAUAAACAUAGCUGAAAGGCUAGGACUCCCUAAUGUGGUUGUAGAAAAUGCUCGUGACCUUCAUGGAACGGCUAGUGCAGAGAUUAAUCAGGUUAUAGAAGAUAUGGAGAAUUUGAAGCAGAAAGUUGAUGAGCAUAUUCAUGAAGCGCGCAAUCAUCUAAGACUUGGUAGGGAACUUUACAGAAAACUAGUUAUUAGCGAGGGUAGGAUAAGGGAACAUGGCAGCAGUCUUAAAUACAGAAAAAUCCAAGAAAUAUCAGAAGCCGGAAAAGUAGCGCGUUCAAUACUUCACAAGAGAGUGAGGCAGCGUCGUGCAUCCCCAACCUCAAAUUUAGCAGCUGCUUCUAAGCCAGAAAAUGAAAAUGAGCGUAUGCUGGCAUCCUUUACGAGCGGUCAGUCUACUACACGUACAGAAAAAGAUACAGCAGCAGUAAUGUUGAAUGACAAGCAGCAGCCAUCAGGAAAAAUUGUCAAGUCAGGUGAUACGGUGCAUGUUUCUAAAUUUAACAAGAAAGCAACCGUACUGAAAGUAGAUCCUUCUAAGCAAGAAAUACUAGUUCAGUUGGGGAACAUCAAGAUGAAGUUGACGCUAGCGGAUAUUUUGAUUUGACAGGAAUCUGCACCAAUUAGACACAUCUGUUUUCUUAGUUUUCAUAUAUGGCUUUCAACUUCAUAAACAUUUAAUUGGACAAUGCAAUGUGCAUAUACAAAAAGUAAUAUAGCUCCAGUUGAAUCAAGUGAUUAAAACCAAAA
Molecule: messenger RNA, 2577 nt
Organism: Helianthus annuus (common sunflower)
Lineage: Eukaryota; Viridiplantae; Streptophyta; Magnoliopsida; Asterales; Asteraceae
Product: endonuclease MutS2
Exons: 16
Coding region: 68-2434 (788 amino acids)
Biological process (GO): mismatch repair; negative regulation of DNA recombination
Molecular function (GO): ATP hydrolysis activity; mismatched DNA binding; endonuclease activity
Source: RefSeq, a predicted model, not a curated record